Messenger RNA from Anthonomus grandis grandis, 4744 nucleotides. RefSeq lists its product as uncharacterized. Gene Ontology annotation, cellular component: Golgi apparatus. NCBI's taxonomy places the organism in Eukaryota, Metazoa, Arthropoda, Insecta, Coleoptera, Curculionidae. The record is from RefSeq and is a predicted model, not a curated record. Bases 183 to 4637 code for a protein of 1484 amino acids. The transcript is spliced from 29 exons.
AACCAAGCCCAAUGUUAUUCUAGUAAAAACUUACAUUGAAAUUGAAAUAAACAACAUUUAAGACAAAAUUUUAAGAACAAAGCAGGCCACCUGUAAACAACAUGUCACAGUGUGACAGCGACGAAAAUUUUUCAAGUAUAUUUUUACCUUUUUAAAAUUUAUAUGCAGUUUUUACAGUGAUUAUGUGUUCGAGGAAGAAUAACAGCUGUUUGGGGCCCUCGGAGGCUUCCCAAAGAUGCACCAUAACUGUGGGGAAUAGCAUUUGUGGUGAGGCCAACUCAUUGGAUAUUAUGAAGGAGUUUAAUCGACUUUACGAGGAAAGAAUGGAGCAAGUCGAUUCGGAUGCUGGAGGAGAUUGCUUGCAGGAAAAAGUAAGACUGCAAAGCGAAUGGAUUAAAAACUUGAUACAACAGAAUGAGAUGCUGGUUAAAGCAGUACAAGAACUGGAAAUUGAGGCGACUGAACGAGUGCAACAUCUGGAAGAAAAACUACAAAAAAGCGCAGAAUCCCUUUGUCAGGUGAUCAAAAAGUAUAGGGAACAUGACUUUGCUGUCGAUUUACUGGAAGAACCUUUACAGAAAAUCUCUCACCUGGAGGAUGAUAUUAAAAACGUUCUUGAAUUUAUCAGACGCAUAAGGGAGGAUGGAAAGUGGAAUACCGAUGGCUUGUUCUUUUAUAAUAUUACUAGGGACGAGCUAUUGGGGCCUAAAUGCAAAUGCUAUACAAAGAAUCAGUUUAAUUUUCCAGAUCAAGGAGAGUUGAGUGAGGGCGAGAAAAUGCUUAAUGAAAAAGAGAGGACAGUUCAUGAGCUUACUCAGAGGGUGAAUUAUUACAAUAGUUUCGGCGACUUGGAGGCUUUAGCUAAAGAAUUGCAAAGUAGACGGAUCGAGUGUGAUACUUUAAAGCAGGAUAUGAUCGACAUAAGACAGGCUCUCACAGAAGAAGUAGCUUUAAAAUAUGACCAGAUAAUUGCAUUAAGAAAAGACGUUCAAAUAUUGGAAGAUCGUUGUUUACAAGCCGAUGAACAAACCGCUUUUAAAGAGGACAUUAUUAGGGAGCUACGAAAGGAAAUUAAGCAACUAAAGCAACAGACUUCAUUUCUAUCGGAACAAGAAAAGUCCAGUCUCCAAAGUAAGAUAGAUAAACUGAACCUUGAAAACACCACCCUAAAAGAGACCCUUAGCGUAGAUAAACACCACGUGGAAGAACUAGAUGCUCAAUUUAAGUCAUUUUUACAAGAAAGGGACGAGCUUAAAAAGAAACUGAAAGCGGCAGAAAAAAAAGCCAAAAAAGACAAAGACACUCUUCAUUGCGAAUGCGAAGUCUUAAGAGAGGAAAUAAAAAAACUUAAAGCCAAAAAUGCUCAGUUACAAAUUGAGGUAGAAUCUAGUAGACAAUCCUUGCAUCAGGUCACUUGCGAAUCGGCAGGAUGUAAAGAAAGAAUGGACGCAGUCUUAGCCGAGAAUCGCAAGAUUUUAGAACAAAUAAUUUCCCUAAAUGAGGAGAAUAGAAAUUUAUCCCAAAGUAUUGAUGUUUUAAGACAAAGAAGCGAAUAUACUAACAGUUUUACGCAUGAUGAAAUCAGCAAACUGAACCUGACCAUAGACGAGUUAAGGCAUAACUUGGAAAAGACUAGAAUGAUACAAGAGGAUGAGGAAAAGGCACACGAAAAUGAAAUUUCUAUGCUGCAAAGUACAAUUGACAAUCUAGAGCAAAAUAUUAAGAUUUUAAAGGAGAAAUAUGAAAAAGACACUAAGACCUGCAAAAUUUGUCGAGGAAGGUCCAAAGUGGGAUUCCUUGAAACUUCUGAGGUUCAGGUCAAUAUUGAGAGCAAAGAAUCUGAAUUGCUUAAGGUGGCAAAUGACCUAAAAUCAAACAUGAAACUAGAAAUAGACAAGAAAGAUAGUGAAAUUCAAUGUUUAAAAAAUAAAGUAUCUGAACUCGAACAAACGGCUAACUUACAAGAGACUGUGGCGAAUGAACUAAAAUCAAACAUGAAGAUCGAAGCAGACAAGAAAAACGCCGAAAUCCGAUCAUUAAAAAAUAAAAUUACCGAACUGGAAGUAGCACUUACCACCUGCGAAGAACGAGCAGCUAAUCUACAGGAAGCCGUCACUCUUUACUCAAAUUCCGUCAAUGUUUUGGAGAGUAGCGACAAACAAGCCAAAUGCCAAAUUGAGCAGCAAAAAGUGACAAUUUUUAAUCUUCAAGAGGCUUUAGUAGAGGCCAAACAAGAACUAGACGCACUGCGAAGAAAAUCGCAGGAAAAUGGAAUCAAGGGGCAACAAAUGUUGACCCAAUUGGAAGCUCUUCUAAAGGAACUUGAAGAGGAGAGUGAUUUCAUUAAGGAACAGGCAGAUUUUAAAAGCAGGGAAUUAGACAUUUUGCAAGAUUUAAAUUUUAACUUGGAAGUGGAACAUUGCGAUAGCUUGCAAGAUGUAGAGGCGCUAGAAGAGCAACUGUAUAAGUAUAAAAAUUUUGCUAAAAUUAGGGAGGAUCAAUUAAAAAAGUUAUCAAAACAGAAAAAGUGCUACGAAGAUAUUAUUGGAUAUUUUAAGAACGAAAUGGCCGUCAUGGCUGAGCAGCUGAAUAAUCUUCAGGAACUUUUGACUUUGUCAAAUGCAAGUGCCCAUCAAGAGUCCUCCAAAAUCAUGCAGGCUUUCAUGGAAGUUCAAACGAUCAACGAAAAACUGUCCAACCAGCUUUGCGCAUGCGAACAAAAAGUUCAACUAGAAAGCCAAAUGAACCAAAUCCAUGAGGCCAAAAUUUGCGAACUUCAGCAGCUUGUGAGUGAAAAAGAGAUAAACCUGAGUAAACAUGAUGAGACCAUGCUAAAUAUCCGGAAGACCCUUAAUGAUUCUUUAAAGCAAAAUGCAGACUUGCAGCUAACGAUUGUAGAACUAAACGAGACCAUUAAUAGUCUACAAGAUGCCAUUAAAACUUACGAAUAUGAGAACUGCGCGAGCAAACGGAGCUGUUUGGAGUUUCAACAGCAAAUCGGAUCAUAUUGCUGCAAACUGGAAGAUGUUAAGAAAGAUCUUGAAGAUAAAACCGCUGAAUGUCUGAAACUUGAAAUGGCGUAUAACAAUGAAAAACGUGCCUUAAAGGCUGCUCAGAAACAGCUGCAAGAGACCGAGAGGUUGCAGCAAGAGAACCAGCGAGAGCUGGUGAGUUCCGUAGAAGAAAUGAAGGAGAAACUUCAACAAGGUGAGGAUAGUAUCAAGAAAUUAUGCUGCGAAUGCGAAAAUUUACAAGGACAAUUGGCCAAUUUGAGCAGGAAAGAGGCUGUUAAAGAUUUGGAGAUCAAAAGGUACAGAAAGAUUGUUACUGAUUUAAAAACCACCAUGAUGGAGCUGAACACUGAACUCAAUAAAAAUCUUGCUCAAAAAGAUAUUAAAUCCACCUGCAAAAACGCAAGUUGUCGUAAAAAUUUCGAUAAAGAUGAAACGAAACCUCAAGAUAUUUGCCUUAGUUGUCCUUGCGAGGUAGAGUUUUAUCAAAAAAUGGUUGAUAUGUUAAAGAAAUCUGUAACGGAGCUUAAACGUAAACUAAGCGACACCCAAGAAGCAAAUAAAGCUCUAGAAGAGCAACUGAGAGAAAAAUCUUCUCAGCUUGCUCAAGCUCUAAAGGCCAAAGAAGAACUUGAAAGAAGGUUAAGUUUCGGACAACUAAAUGAUAGGAGAAUUUGCGAGUUAGAAUGUGAAAAUGACAGAUUGAAGCAGGAGCUUCAAAUGAAAUCAUUGCAGCUGACAGAUGUGAAAAGAAGCGCCAAUGACAUUAACGAGUCGAAGUGCAUGCAGCUGGCUUGCGCACAAGAGGAGAUAAGCAAUUUAAAGAAUGACAUGACGAAUAUUUUAAAUAGGCAGUAUAAUUUGAAGAGAGAGAAUGAGGAGUUGCAGUCGCAAAUGGCCGAGUUGAACUGUAACAACAAUUGUCUGAACGAGAAAAAUAAGAUGUUGAAGGAGCAAAUUGAGCAGAAUUUGAUGAGAAUUAAGAAUCUGAAUGCUGAAAAAGAAACAUUGUUAAGGAAGAAUAAGGAACUGGUGUAUGAGCUUAGGUCCUUUCAGUCAAUGACAUGUACUACUGACAAGCAUCACAGGUUGACCUCAGAUUCCCUUAAGCAGCUAGAAGCUGACAUUGAGGGCCUGAAAAGCAACAAGGAGGACAUCUGUUUCGAGAGUAAAAACAUGAUAAAAUAUGUACGGGCGUGGGUGACUGAGCAGAAAAAAAUUAACUCUUUCAUAGCCAAAAGAGAACAAGAAUAUAUCGAUGCUCUUAAACAAAAAACUAAAGAUACUCCUUGCCCGAUUCAACGACCUCCAGCAAGGAUUUCUAAAUCUAAUAGGGCAGGACCAUGUAAUAAUAUGUGCGCUUCACCAUGCAGUUUAGGUUCUCAAGGAGUUGCGUCUUUUUAUGAUGAAGAGAGCCCAAUUCCGAGUCCAGAUCUUGGCAUGAAUAACGACUGGUACUCGACCACUUUUAGAGCUGAAUCGGACGAUAACGAAUCUGAAGAGGAUUAUUGCGUAAAUACAUUGGAGCAUUUAACGCAACAGAUGAGGAAAUCCAACAGGUUUUGGAAGAGCGAGAGUUGUAGGUCCAAAAAGGACUGCAGGGUUACCAAAGACAUUAAAAAGUGAUAUACCAUUUUUUUUUAGCUUUUUUUUUGUAUUAUGUUAAUUUUUAUAUUUAUAUUUUAUUUUGUGUGCCAAAUGACGUUAAUAAUAUAAGACUGAUAUAAACAAAA